This is a messenger RNA of Erythranthe guttata (spotted monkey flower), 2407 nucleotides long. RefSeq names its product mitogen-activated protein kinase kinase kinase 1. Gene Ontology annotation, cellular component: cytoplasm. NCBI's taxonomy places the organism in Eukaryota, Viridiplantae, Streptophyta, Magnoliopsida, Lamiales, Phrymaceae. Gene Ontology annotation, molecular function: ATP binding; MAP kinase kinase kinase activity. The record is from RefSeq and is a predicted model, not a curated record. Gene Ontology annotation, biological process: protein phosphorylation; MAPK cascade.
GACACAACAGUGUUAAAUGUACUAGUGGAAAAGAUAAAGAAGGGCUCUUCCAAUCAGAAGCCAAGUUUGAAUAUUCUCUCUCUAAAAUUUUGCUCUCCGCGUUUUCGUCUCUAUCCGUCGCUUUUUACGCCGGUCUGUCGUCUCCGCCCCCCGCCGCCACCGACCCGACCCGGAGAUAAGUCUGUUACUGCUGGAUCUCCGAGCAAAAAUCGCUCAGGCGGAAGCAAGGAGAGGCAAAAUUAAGAGAAAUUGAAGUUUUUGAGCACCGGAAAAAAAGAGCUCACAAUUUCUGCUUCCGAUUCAUGGAAUUUGCCUCACGCCAUUACAAUGAAUCGCAUACAGAAUAUUUUCGGUCAUAGUUCCAACCGCCGGAAAAGUGACUCGGGCUCCGGUUCCGGCUCCAGCUCGAGCCCGAAGGCAGACAAGCCGAAGCCGAGGCUCGACCGGCUCAACGCCAUGAAGAACAUCAACUACGAGUACUCUCCUUCGUCCGCUUCAGCUUCUUCUUCGUCGUCGUCGUCUCACCACCCAUCCGAGGAAUCUCUGCGGACGCGGUCGCUCGAUUUGUACGGCGGCAAGACGAGUUUCAGGAUAGAAGGAAUAGACGGCGAGAUCGAAAUCAUCUGCAAAACCCUAGGGUUUGCAGGAAUUGAUGAUUUGUCCAUAUCCCCCGAGGAGUACGAGGCGAUGAAGGUGAGAUCUUCCUCUUCUGCUCCUGUUAACUUCACUCAGACGGUCGAGCCUUUGGUAGAUCGAAAAAUGGAGGUUAAUAACGAUAACGCUGUUGAAUUUUCAGAUUCAUUUAAUCGGAAAAUUGCAGAUAAUAGUAGGAACUAUGAGAGAAGCCAUGAGUAUGGUGGUAUCUGUAGGAAUAGGGCUGAUGCUUUUGGUGGUAGAAUAGGGGAUAGUGUGAGACCGAGUGAUGUAAUUCCAAGUGUUAGAUCGAAUGAACUCCGGGGAAAUGGGAUUAAGGGUGUGCGGCCGCCAGUUUUGGCACCACCGCCUUCAAUGUCGUUACCUCAGAUUGAUAAAGAAUGCUCGACUUGGGAUAUGUUCAGAGCCUUUGGUCCAGAAGGUGGCACAAGCAUUUCGAGGUUCGAACGAGGGUUAGGUGAAGAGGACAACGAGGGGGAUAGGAGGAGAAGGGGCAUGGGCAGGGAAGAGAACUGUGGGCUCUCUGGUUCGUGUUCUUUCACUUCGAAUGAUGAUGAUUCUUCAGAUACCACAACAGAGCCGUUGUCUAGUGUUUCACCAAACGGGAGAUUUAGACGCGUUAUAACGGAUUGGCAGAAGGGUGAGCUCUUGGGUCGUGGAUCAUUCGGAUCUGUGUAUGAAGGAAUCGCUGAUGGUGGGUUCUUUUUUGCUGCGAAGGAAGUAUCUUUACUUGACCAAGGGGAAGAAGGAAGGCAAAGUAUUAUUCAACUUGAACAGGAAAUUGAUCUUCUGAGUCAGUUUGAACAUGAGAAUAUUGUCCAGUAUUACGGCACACAGAGGGACGCAACACAUCUCUAUAUAUUUCUUGAGCUUAUUACCAAAGGCUCCCUUUUGAGCCUUUACCAGAAAUACACUCUCCGAGAUUCACAAGUCUCUGCUUACACAAGGCAGAUUCUGCAUGGUUUGAAAUAUCUGCAUGAGAGAAAUGUGGUCCACAGAGAUAUUAAGUGUGCAAAUAUAUUGGUAGACACGAACGGUUUGGUGAAACUUGCAGAUUUCGGUCUUGCAAAGGCUACUAAGUUGAAUGAUGUCAAGUCUUGCAAAGGGACUGUAUUUUGGAUGGCUCCUGAGGUUGUUAGGAGCCUCGGGUACGGGCUUGCAGCAGAUAUAUGGAGCCUCGGAUGCACUGUCCUCGAGAUGCUGACUGGACGUUUUCCAUACUCGAAUUUGGAAUGCGCGUCAGCGUUAUAUAGGAUAGGGAAUGGUGAGAGACCGGAAAUUCCGGGUUCUAUUUCGAGGGAUGUGCGUAAUUUCAUAGUGAAAUGUCUACAAGUCAACCCAAGUUUGAGACCAACAGCUGCUCAGCUUUUGGAUCAUCCCUUUGUGAAGAGACCUUUGCCUUCUUCUUCUGGCUUUACUUCUCCUCACUAUUUUCCCAGGCAGCAGAAUUUUUAAUAAUCACAAGGUAAAAAUGUUUUAGGAGUUUUUCGAUAGUUGUCUUAAUUUGUACCACUUUUUUGUUUAGUUUACGGUAAAUUUUAUUUAUGUAAAAAAAAAAAAAGUUAACUGUGUAUGUAUGUAUAUAUGUAUUUUCAGCUGUAAGAUGGUGUAGGAUAUGCAUUUAAUUGUAGGUGCUUUUGAUUUUGCUAUUCGUUGAAUCCAAUAUUAUCGAUUCGUUGUGUUUAUUUGAUGCUACACCCGGAGAGAUGAAUGCUCGUUGAUCAUUGUUCAAUGAUUUUAGCUUUAUUUCUGA